GGAACGCGGAGGUGUUUCCCUAAGAGAAACCCAACCAAAGAAAAAGGAGAGAGUGGAAAAGAGAAAGACAGAGACGGAGACAGAGGCGGCAGAGGCCAGCCCCCGCCCCCCGCGACGCCAUGAGCGCCGUGGUAGCCCAGGCCCAGCACAUCUUCGGGAUCCGCGCCGGUGUCGUCAACAACCUCUGCUUCUUCGACGAGCAGAUCAUCAUCUUUCCGUGCGGGAACUACUGUGUGAAGUACAACGUGGACCAGAAGUGGCAGAAGUUCAUUCCAGGCUCGGAGAAGAGCCAGGGCAUGCUCGCCCUGGCCAUCAGCCCCAACCGGCGCUACCUGGCCAUUUCCGAGGUCGUGCAGGACAAGGCCACCAUCACCAUCUACGAGCUCUCGUCGGUUCCUUGCAGGAAGCGAAAAGUCAUCAACAACUUCGACUUCACGGUCCAGAAGUUCAUUGCUUUGGCCUUCUCUCCGGACUCCAAGUAUCUUGUGGCCCAUACGGGGACUCCCGAGUCCAACCUCGUCUACUGGAUGUGGGAGAAGCAGAAAGUGAUGGCGAUUAUCAGAACCGAUAAUCAGAACAACCCCAUCUACCAGGUGAGCUUCAAUCCCCAAGAUAAUACUCAGAUUUGUGUCAUUGGAAAUGGAAUCUUUAAACUUUUCCGCUAUGCCGAGGGCACGCUGAAACAGACCAAUUUCGUGCGGGGAGAGCCCCAGAAUUACCUGUCUCACGCCUGGAUCUCUGAAGAACGGAUCAUUGUGGGCACUGACACGGGCAAGCUCUUUCUGUUCGAAUCUGGGGAUCUUCGCUGGGAAACGAGCAUUGUGUGCAGGGAGACGCCCAGCGACACCAAGAAACUGGAGGUGGUGAACGAGUCGGAAAGCCUCAUUGAAUUCCCAACCCCCAGCUCUCCUGACUACUCCAACGAGCAGCUCUUUGUGGAGAAGAGCGAGAGCCAGAAUAUGACGCUCCCCCAGGUGUCGGCCAUUGCCAUCUACUCCAAGGGCUUCGCCUGUUCGGCGGGCCUGGGCCGAGUCCUGCUCUUUGAGAAGAUGGAAGAGAAAGACACCUAUCGGGAGAGCCGGGAGAUCCGGAUUCCCUUGGACCAGCACAGCAAUGACCCGAGCCAGUCCAACAAACAGGAGAUUGUCUGUAUGUGCUUCAGCCCCUCGGAGGAGACGCUGAUCAUCAGCACCAGCAAAAGCCAGCUCUACAGCAUCGCCAUGUCCCUGACGGAGAUCAGCAAGGGGGAGCCCGCCCAAUUUGAGUUUCUCAUGUACUCGCUCCAUUCUGCGGCCAUCACAGGGCUAGCCGUCUGUAUCCGCAAGCCCCUCAUUGCUACAUGUUCCCUGGACCGAUCAGUGCGCAUCUGGAACUAUGAAACCAAUAACCUGGAGCUGUACCGGGAGUACCAGGAGGAGGCGUACACGGUCUCUCUUCACCCCUCCGGGCACUUCACCGUGGUCGGCUUUGCCGACAAACUGCGCAUCAUGAAUCUGCUCAUUAAUGACAUCCGGGCUUUCAAGGAGUUCCCCAUCCGAGGGUGCCGAGAGUGCGCCUUCAGUAACGGAGGUCACCUGUUUGCUGCUGUCAAUGGGAACGUGAUCCACGUCUACACCUCGACCAGCCUGGAGAAUAUCAGCAACCUGAAGGGACACACCGGCAAGAUCAAGUCAGUCGCAUGGAAUUUGGAUGACAGCAAGCUGAUCUCCUGCGGCACAGAUGGUGCCGUGUAUGAGUGGAACCUGACUUCAGGAAAGAGGGAGACUGAGUGCGUGAUCAAGUCCUGCAGCUACAACUGUGUGACCAUCUCUCCUGACUCUAAAAUCAUUUUUGCUGUUGGAAGUGACCAGACUCUCAAAGAGAUUGCAGAUUCUUCGGUGCUCAGGGAGGUGUCUGCCUUUGACGUUGUCUACACGUCGCUGGUCAUCUCCCACUCCGGGCGCAUGGUGUUUGUGGGCACCUCGACGGGCACCGUCCGAUCCAUGAAGUACCCCCUGCCCGUGAACAAGGAGUUCAACGAGUACCAGGCACAUGCUGGGCCUGUCACCAAGAUGACCAUUACGUUCGACGACCAGUUUCUGCUGACGAGCUCUGACGAUGGCUGCCUCAUCACCUGGAAGGUCUUCGACAAGGACGGCCGGGGCGUCAAGAGGGAGCGGGAAGUGGGCUUUGCUGAGGAGGUGCUGGUCACCAAGACAGACAUGGAAGAGAAGGCCCAGAUCAUGCUGGAGCUGAAGACUCGCGUGGAAGAGCUCAAGAUGGAGAACGAGUACCAGCUCCGGCUGAAGGACAUGAAUUACACAGAGAAGAUCAAGGAGCUGACGGACAAGUUCAUCCAGGAGAUGGAGUCCCUGAAGACAAAGAACCAGGUUCUGAGAACGGAGAAGGAGAAGCAAGAGGCCUCCCACAAUACCUAUGUAGAGGAUCUCUUGGAGAAGCAGAGCCGGGAACUACAGGACAUUGAGUGUUGUAACAAUCAGAAGCUGCUGCUGGAGUACGAGAAGUACCAGGAGCUGCAGCUCAAGUCCCAGCGGAUGCAGGAGGAGUACGAGAAACAGCUCCGCGACAACGAGGAGACCAAGAGCCAGGCCCUGGAGGAGCUCACCGAGUACUACGAGGCCAAGCUCCACGAGAAAGCCAGCCUGCUGGAAGAGGCCCAAGAUGACGCCCGGCAGCAAAUGCGAGAGUUUGAAGAGACCAAGAAGCAGAUCGAGGAAGAUGAAGAUCGGGAGAUUCAGGACAUCAAAACUAAGUACGAGAAAAGACUCCGAGAGGAAAAGGAAGCUAACUUACGCCUCAAAGGAGAAACGGGCAUCAUGCGCAAGAAGUUCAGCAGCCUGCAGAAGGAGAUCGAGGAGCGGAGCACGGACAUCGAGGCCCUGAAGGGGGAGCAGACGAAACUCCAAGGGGUCAUCAAGGCUCUGGAGAAGGAUAUUCAAGGCCUCAAGCGGGAGAUCCAGGAGAGAGACGAGACCAUUCAGGACAAGGAGAAGAGAAUCUAUGACCUGAAGAAAAAGAACCAGGAGCUGGAAAAAUUCAAGUUUGUGCUGGACUACAAGAUUAAGGAACUGAAGAAGCAGAUCGAGCCUCGGGAGAACGAGAUCAAAGCCAUGAAGGAGCAGAUCCAGGAGAUGGAGGCAGAGCUAGAGCGAUUCCACAAACAGAACACACAACUGGAACUGAACAUCACGGAGCUGUGGCAGAAGCUCAAAGCUACGGACCAGGAGAUGCGCCGGGAGCGGCAGAAGGAGCGGGACAUGGAGGCCCUGGUCAAGCGGUUUAAGAUCGACCUGCACAACUGUGUGGGCUUCAUCCAGGAGCCUCGGCAGCUGAAGGAAAAGAUCCGCGCGCUCUUCGACAAGUACGUCCAGCAGGCUGACAUGGUGGAGAUCGUGGGCGUGGACACAGACCUGCAGCUGGAGUACAUCCGGCAGAGGGAGCACCUGGAGAGGAACCUGGCCACGCUCAAGAAGAAGGUGGUCAAGGAGAACGAGCUGCACCGCUCCGACAAUGUGCGCAUCAUGCAGGUAGCCCCGCCCUCGGACCCGGGCCGGCGCUCGGGACGCCUCCGGGGGCGGGGAGGGGCCGGCCGAAAGUCUGAGUCCCCCAGCCUGCAUCCACCCCCCGCCCCCGGGCCGGACAGAUGCCCGCCGGCUGCUCCGGCCUCAGCCCCUGGGCCCCCCGCGCCCCGACCCCCUGCCCCCAGGCUCACCCAUCGCCUCUCCGGCCCUUCCACUUCUGCCGAGGGAAAAGCCCGCCAGAUGUUCCGUCACGCUCCGCCUUGGGAAUGCCUCCGGUCCCAGCUGGAGGCCCGGGGAGGCCCCGCUGCAGGGGCUGGGGGAGGGCACCCCCCACCUGGGCGCACGGCCUGGGGCCUGGGCGCGUGCGCCGCCCGACGGGGGCUCACGCCGCGCUCACUGUCCCUUUUUUCUGCAGGAAAAUGUGAGUUUGAUCAAGGAGAUUAACGAGCUUCGAAGGGAGUUGAAGAUCACGCGCGCUCAGGUGCACGACCUCGAGUCGGCUCUGAGGCUCACCAAGAAGCUUCGGCACUCGGAGGUCCCC
Molecule: messenger RNA, 4062 nt
Organism: Antechinus flavipes (yellow-footed antechinus)
Lineage: Eukaryota; Metazoa; Chordata; Mammalia; Dasyuromorphia; Dasyuridae
Gene: CFAP57
Product: cilia and flagella associated protein 57
Exons: 21
Coding region: 120-3965 (1281 amino acids)
Molecular function (GO): protein binding
Source: RefSeq, a predicted model, not a curated record